This is a messenger RNA of Drosophila nasuta, 1514 nucleotides long. RefSeq names its product transcription factor Ouib-like. Bases 90 to 1160 code for a protein of 356 amino acids. Gene Ontology annotation, molecular function: zinc ion binding; DNA-binding transcription factor activity, RNA polymerase II-specific; RNA polymerase II cis-regulatory region sequence-specific DNA binding. The record is from RefSeq and is a predicted model, not a curated record. NCBI's taxonomy places the organism in Eukaryota, Metazoa, Arthropoda, Insecta, Diptera, Drosophilidae. Gene Ontology annotation, cellular component: nucleus. Gene Ontology annotation, biological process: regulation of transcription by RNA polymerase II. The transcript is spliced from 4 exons.
GCGCAGCUGUUUCGAUGACAAUAUUACAUGCAAAUGCAUUUUGAUGAGUUUCAAAUUACAAUAUUGUGCGGCGUGUUCAGUUUAGAGAUAUGCUGCUGAGAAUGUGUCGCAUCUGCGGAAAAAGCAAUGUUUGUGAUAAAAGUAAAAAUCUAUUUGAACCGAGCAACAGGAAGUUACUGGGGCACAUUCAAAUGCUAACUGGAUUGCGGUUGAGUGCUUUAGAAAAUGCUCCCAUCUCCAUUUGCUUUUGCUGUCAAGCUGACCUUAAGUUGUCCAUGGCUUUUCGGCGGCUUUGCAUCAAAACGCAAAAGAAAUGGCAUCCAUCAAUUGAAGUCAAUGAGGAUUCGUCCUUAAGUGAGCAGGAGAGUUUAAGAAAAAGCCCUGUACCAAAACUCCCUCAGAAAUGCAAUGAGCUAUACUUAGACAGCGAUUCAGAUGAGGAACCACAGCAAACCGUGCAAGUUUUAAUUAGAGAAACGAGGAUACACAAACAUUUGAUCAAUGAUGAAACAGCUCAGGAGUACGAUCAUCUCGACUUGAAUUGGAUGCAAGUACAUAAAGAUAUCGAGACCUACGACAUAGACGACAAUGAAGACAUUGAAGACGACGAUAGUGAUGAAAAACAUAUUCCUAACCAACAAAAUAUCGAACAUUCCACACAGCCUCACCAGAAACUCCUGAAAGCGAAUCAGGAGACUGCCAUCUACAUUUGCGAGCUGUGCGGAACACACGUGAAAACAAAAGCCUCUUUUGAGCGCCACAUACGCAAACAUACCGGAGAACGUCCCUUUGGCUGCGAGAAAUGCGAGGCCCGUUUCUUGACGGCAGCUGAACUGCGAUCACAUGGUCUCACCCACACUGGUGACCGACCGUAUCCAUGUCGAUAUUGUGAUCGCCGAUAUGUCAGCUAUAUGGGCCGACUGAAGCACGAAAGACUUCACACCAAUGAGCGUCCAUUUGUGUGUACGGAGUGCGGAAAGGCUUUCACCAAUGCCUACAUUCUCAAGAACCAUAUGCUGGUGCACACGGGUGAACGUCUUUUCAGAUGCGAGCUUUGUGAUCGUUCCUUUCAGCGUAAAACUCAUCUUACCACUCAUUUUCGUUCCAACACGCACAAGCUGAACGUCAAUAAGCAUCAAGAUGCAUUAGAAAUAUCUUAGAUUGCAUACAUAAUGUUAAAAUACUAUAUACAGAUAGAUUUAUAAAUCAAUUUUAAUUAUUUUAUUUUCUUUCAAUUUUAACGCACUUUUUAUAUCAUUCAGCUUUUGUCAAGCAAUAACUGUUCAAUACAAAGAAAUCAUUCAGCUUUUGUCAAGCAAUAACAGUUCAAUACAAAGAAAUCAUUCAGCUUUUGUCAAGCUGUUCAGUUCAAUUUUGAUUGAAGGGAACAGUUUGUUCAAUUUUGUUCAAUCUUCAGAUUGCAAAAGGUGUUCCCAUUAAGAAGUAACACUUUCUUGUAAAAACGAAACUGCGAAAAUUAAUUAAUCGGUAUAUUUUGUAUAUAUUUAUUUGUA